CCCUCCAUUGCCUGGAUCCGACUUUACACUUCCCACCCUUGACUUCAAUUGCAUUGUCCACGGUCUGACUCAGUAUGGGUAAAUCCUCCAAGGACAAGCGCGAUGCCUACUACCGCCUGGCAAAGGAGCAGAAUUGGCGCGCCCGCUCCGCCUUCAAGCUGAUCCAGAUUGACGAGCAAUUCGACCUAUUCGAGCACGAGAACCCGGAGAAGGUGACCCGCGUCGUCGAUCUGUGCGCCGCCCCCGGCAGCUGGAGUCAGGUCCUGAGUCGCGUGUUGAUCAAGGGCGAGAGCUUCGGGCGCCGCGCCUGGGUUGAGAAAAAGCGCCGGGAGAAGGAGGCCCUCGAACGGGUCCAGAGCGAGGGAAGCAGCACCGAGUCACAGUCUGCGAACGAGGACGAGACGACAACGGAGGAAGAAGAGCUGAAGCCGCGCAAGAACGUCAAGAUCGUCUCGAUCGAUCUGCAGCCUAUGGCCCCCCUGGAGGGCAUCACGACCCUCAAAGCCGACAUCACCCACCCCUCCACCAUCCCUCUCCUCCUACGAGCCCUGGACCCCGAAGCCUACGAAUCCACCACUACCAGCAGCGCUGACAACUCCUCCCCCUCCACCACCCCUUCCCCGACCGCAGUCCGACCUCCGCACCCCGUCGACCUGGUCAUCUCCGACGGCGCCCCCGACGUGACCGGUCUCCACGACCUCGACAUCUACAUCCAAUCGCAACUCCUCUACUCCGCCCUCAACCUCGCCCUAGGCGUCCUCCGCCCCGGUGGCAAAUUCGUCGCCAAGAUCUUCCGCGGCCGCGACGUGGAUCUCCUGUACGCGCAGCUGCGCACCGUCUUCGAGAAGGUCAGCGUCGCCAAGCCGCGGAGCAGCCGCGCCAGCAGUCUGGAGGCCUUCGUGGUCUGCGAGGGCUUCAUCCCGCCGUCCAUCCACGACGGAUUGAAGGGGAUGGAGGCGCUCAAGAACCCGGUCUUUGGCGGUGUCGCUGUGACGUCUCCUACUUCCUCCGCAGCCGGCGAUAACGUGGCCGUCGAGGUGACGGAUGAGACCCCCUCGGCGCCCGUGCAGGUGAACCACCCGGCCCCAGCCAACACGAUGCUCAACAACGACGACACCGCGCGCCUGCUCCACCCGGAGUCGUUGGCUUCUUCCGCUGUCCCCGUGCCGUUGGCGUAUAAGCCCCUCGCCGAGAAGUUCUCCGUCGAGAACCGCUGGAUCCCGCGCUUCAUCGCGUGCGGGGAUCUCUCGGCGUGGGACUCGGAUGCCUCGUAUGCCCUGCCGCCGGACCACGUUAGUCUCGACCCCGUGCAGCCGCCUACGGCGCCGCCCUAUCGGCGGGCGUUGGAGCUGAGGAAGGAGAAGGGUGGAGCUUACGGAAAGACGAAGCUGGGGGCCAUGGGUCGGGCUUGAAGGACGUCGCCCAUGUCGGAUAAUCCUUUCGCGUUGGGGUUGGAGUACUUGGGUUGAUUUGUGUGUGUGUGUGUGUAUAUGGUAUGUUACGAUGUGUUAGAAUUGUUCAUGUCUACGGCUGCUUGCUUUUCGUUUUGG
Aspergillus japonicus CBS 114.51 is the source of this 1550-nucleotide messenger RNA. RefSeq names its product tRNA methyltransferase TRM7. The record is from RefSeq and is a predicted model, not a curated record. NCBI's taxonomy places the organism in Eukaryota, Fungi, Ascomycota, Eurotiomycetes, Eurotiales, Aspergillaceae. Gene Ontology annotation, cellular component: cytoplasm. Gene Ontology annotation, biological process: tRNA methylation; cytoplasmic translation. The transcript has a single exon. Gene Ontology annotation, molecular function: tRNA methyltransferase activity. The coding region runs from base 75 to 1412 and encodes 445 amino acids.